Molecule: messenger RNA, 3177 nt
Organism: Cheilinus undulatus (humphead wrasse)
Lineage: Eukaryota; Metazoa; Chordata; Actinopteri; Labriformes; Labridae
Gene: col9a3
Product: collagen, type IX, alpha 3
Exons: 32
Coding region: 152-2188 (678 amino acids)
Source: RefSeq, a predicted model, not a curated record
UCUGGGACCAAGGAGGGGAUCAUUCAGGAGCUGCGCGCCGUCAGGUGAAGGAAGGCUCCGUUGCGGACGCUGGGGGGACUGAGAGAGGACAGGGAACUAGGGGUUUGAACUUUUCCGCUGUAACUCGGGUUUGUGAGGGCGACAGGGAGCCAUGGCGGUGUUCUCUGCUCUUUGGGUGCUCUUGCUGUGCCAGCUUUUGACAUCCUCCUUAGCUCAGAGACCAGGCCCCAGAGGAUCCCCUGGGCCACCAGGACCCCCAGGGCCUCCAGGAAAGGAUGGCACUGAUGGCAAACCUGGACCAGCUGGACUUUCAGGAAAAGCUGGUCCCAAAGGGAAAGCAGGAAUACCAGGGGCACCAGGAAAACCAGGCCUGCCGGGACUACCAGGAGUGGAUGGUUUGACCGGUCCUGAUGGUCCAUCUGGGAAGGAUGGACCCCCAGGGGAAGCAGGAGAGGCCGGACCUCCUGGGCCUGCUGGACCUCCUGGCAGAGGGAGACCAGGAGCAGCAGGACUACCUGGAACCAACGGGCUGCCAGGCGGAGUCGGACCUCAGGGUCCAGCGGGUGCUGAGGGCCUUGCAGGACUUCCAGGACCUCCUGGCCCUGAUGGACCACCAGGUCUUCCUGGUACUCUUCAUGACCUCAGUGGUGACCUUCUGUGUCCUGCAAUCUGCCCCCCUGGUCCCCCAGGUCCUCCUGGAAUGCCGGGAUUCAAGGGUCACACUGGUCAUAAAGGAGACAAGGGAGAGGUUGGAAAAGAUGGAGAGAAGGGUGAUGCUGGUCCACCUGGCCCUCCAGGUAUUCCUGGGACUGUGGGUCUGCAAGGCCCACGCGGUCUCAGAGGCUUACAAGGCCCAAUGGGAGCCGUAGGAGACAGAGGUCUUCCUGGUUUCAGAGGUAAACCUGGCAUCGCUGGCAUCAUCGGAAAGACAGGUGACGCUGGAGAAAAGGGACCACAAGGAUUCAAAGGACCCAAAGGAGAAAUAGGUAAAAUCGGUCCUAAAGGAGGUCCCGGGGGAGCAGGACCCAAAGGAGAGCCUGGUAUUCCUGGCAGAGACGGCAAAGAUGGAACACCAGGAUUAGACGGUGAGAAGGGUGAUGCUGGGCGCCAUGGAGUAGUGGGAGAGAAAGGACCAAAUGGCCUUCCUGGUCUGCAAGGAAAGGCUGGUGCAAAGGGCUCCAAAGGAGAAGUCGGGGAUCCUGGAAAAACUGGGGAGACGGGACCUUCUGGAGAGCCAGGUAUUCCUGGUGACAUUGGUAUCCCAGGAGAGAGGGGGAUAGCAGGACCCCGAGGAGUGGCUGGGGGAAUUGGACCAGCAGGAAACCCCGGGCCUCAGGGAGUCAAAGGCUUCCAGGGGGUUAAAGGAGCCUUGGGCGAUCCAGGUCUUCCAGGUCCAACAGGAAUCCGUGGAGACUUUGGUGAAAGGGGUCCAGUUGGAGCUUCUGGAGCUAAAGGAGACAUGGGUGUAGCAGGAAGUGAUGGUUUACCAGGAGAGAACGGAGAACCUGGUCCCUUCGGCCCAGUUGGACAAAAAGGAGAGUCAGGGAAGCGAGGUGAACUGGGUCCAAAGGGUGUGACCGGUCCACAAGGGGAGCUCGGGGCCAGAGGGCCCCCAGGAAAACAAGGACCAAUGGGCUUCCAGGGGGAGCAGGGUCUUCCUGGAAUUGCAGGAAAGACAGGCGUACCGGGUAAACUAGCAAGCGAGCAGCACAUCAGAGAGCUCUGUGGAUCAAUGAUCGAUGAUCAGAUCGCACAGCUGGCAGCCAACCUUCGAAGACCCCUGGCCCCAGGAAUGGUGGGUCGCCCUGGCCCUGCUGGAGCAGCAGGAAAGCCAGGAGUUGCUGGUUCUAUUGGGCAUCCAGGUGCCCGUGGACCUCCAGGGUACAGAGGGCUGCCCGGAGAGCUUGGAGACCCAGGUCCCAGAGGUGAUGUUGGAGAGCAAGGUGAUAAGGGAUCACUUGGCAAAGCCAUUGAUGGGCCACAAGGAGAUCAAGGAUAUCAGGGUCUUCCAGGUGUACCUGGAAUAGUCAAAGAUGGCCGAGAUGGAUCUCCUGGAGAUCCAGGUGAGCCUGGAGAGCAGGGCAGGGUAGGUAGGACUGGACACCAGGGACCUCCUGGAAUCUGUGACACAUCAGCCUGCCAGGGAGCAGCAGCCGCUGGAAAAUCCUCCAACCCCAAAAACAAUUAAACGUAACAUCCUGCCACCUGUCACCAUCCACCCUGGAGAGGAAGGCUGAUGCGUGAGGGAGGGAAGGAGUGAAAGAAACAAAGUGAUCACAACAAUGUCCUCUUUAUUUAAAUACAUGUGUCCCUGGAUGAGGGAAGUAACAACAAGGAGUGGGAUAUUCUGAGAGGAUAAGAGGAACAUCAGAGGAUCGACAGGAAAAAAAAAACAGAGCAACUGAGAGACAAAAACAAAAAGAUGACAUCCAGAAAAAAAGUGGACAGAGGCAAGAAAAGUUCAAGAGAAGAACCACAUUGCUCCAAAUCUACAAUAUAACAAACAAGACUUGACUUACAAACAACUGAAGAUGAAUGAUGAGUCCUUUGUGUAUAAAAACUUUGUACAUGUUGUUUCCAUGCCCCCUUUUACCUUUGCUAGCAACCAUGUGGCAGAUGACACGAAGAACAUCAGUGACGGUCUCUGAAUGAAUGUGCAUGUAUCAUGGCCCUGUUAAUGUAAACCCAAGGUGUUACCUCAAAAUACGAGCUUACAGUGUAAAAUAUGAGACAAAAGCAGAGGGAACAAGCCUCUGUCAGGACCUGUUUGUACUGUCCAAGGAAUAAAAACACAAACACCCAGGUGCUGAGAAUUUGUGUAGAUUAAUGAAAACUUUUGAUAGUCUUUUUUUACAGCUUGUUUUUGUUUUUUUAAUAACAUGUGAAGAUGAUUCUCUAGAUUUGAGAAUCAGAAACAAAGUAAAACUUGUGGAUGCAUAAAUCAGUCAUUGUAAAACCUAAGGAGCAAAGUAAUAAAUUUCAGUGUUUUUUUAAAAAUCUGCAAUGACCACAUCCACUUUGUACUACCGGUGCUGUAACUAUUAAAUAUACAUGACAUUAAAUACUAUUUAUUAUUUGUGGGUGACUGUUGUAUGUACAGUAAGAUGCUACAGCGACAUGUUGUAAGAAAGAACAAAUAAAGCCACUUUUCAGUAAAAAAAAAAAAAACAUUACUCU